Molecule: messenger RNA, 1197 nt
Organism: Homarus americanus (American lobster)
Lineage: Eukaryota; Metazoa; Arthropoda; Malacostraca; Decapoda; Nephropidae
Product: peripheral plasma membrane protein CASK-like
Exons: 11
Coding region: 1-1197 (398 amino acids)
Biological process (GO): protein phosphorylation
Cellular component (GO): cytoplasm; neuron projection
Molecular function (GO): calcium/calmodulin-dependent protein kinase activity; calmodulin binding; ATP binding
Source: RefSeq, a predicted model, not a curated record
AUGGGCCAGAUGGGUGAAAGUCUGCCAGUAGGGCCAUUUAGUCUGGUGCGACGGUGUGUACACAGAGAGACGGGACAGCAGUUCGCAGUUAAGAUUGUCGAUGUGGCAAAGUUUACCUCCGCUCCUGGCCUCUCCAUCAACGAUUUGAAGAGAGAAGCGACCAUCUGUCACAUGCUCAAACAUGAACACAUCGUGGAGCUGCUGGAGACCUACUCCUCUGAAGGGAUGCUCUACAUGGUCUUUGAGUAUAUGGACGGGGCGGACCUGUGCUUCGAGAUCGUUAAGCGGGCGAUGUCUGGCUUCGUGUACAGUGAGGCAGUGGCCAGCCACUACAUGCGUCAGAUCCUGGAGGCGCUGUUGUACUGCCACGAGAACGACAUCAUCCACCGAGAUAUCAAACCUCACUGCGUCCUGCUGGCCUGUAAGGAGAACAGCGCCCCCGUCAAGCUGGGAGGUUUCGGGGUGGCCAUCCAACUGCAAGACGGAGAGCUCGUCAAUGGAGUGUAUCUCAUGGCUUCAGAAUGUUGUCGGAUAGGGACGCCACACUUCAUGAGUCCCGAGGUGGUGGAGCGACAACCUUACGGCAAGCCUGUGGACGUGUGGUCUGCCGGCGUCCUCCUCCACAUACUGCUAUCCGGCACUCUACCCUUUUAUGGCACCAAAGAACGGCUCUAUGACUCCAUAUGUCAAGCUAAGUUACAUCUCAACACGCCUACCUGGGAGAGUAUCAGUGACCAUGCCAAGGAUCUGGUCCGUAGGAUGUUGACAUUUGACCCCAACGAACGAAUCACCGUGAAGGAAGCACUCAACCACCGCUGGAUCAAGGACCGCGACAAGUACGCGUCACGGUCCCACCUGCAUUCCACGGUGGAGGAGAUGCGGAAGAUGAACGCCCGGCGGAAGCUGAAGGGUGCGGUGCUGGCGGCUGUGUCGUCCCCUCGAUGGACCAGCUUCUACAGCGACCCCACCCUCGACCCCUAUCCGGAGCUUCCCGCCGAUGACGACGUGUGCAGCACCGGAGCAGUAAGCGUGGUGCUGGACUCACUGGACGACAUCCAGUGCCUGCAGGAGUGUCCUGUCAAGGACCGCGACUUCCUUCUCUCCGUCCUAGAAGACACGCAGCUCCACGCCCUCCUUGACAGAUGGACACCUGGUGGAUGGAUCUUGCGCCGCCAUACUAAGAGUGAAUCCCGCUAA